Molecule: messenger RNA, 361 nt
Organism: Sitophilus oryzae (rice weevil)
Lineage: Eukaryota; Metazoa; Arthropoda; Insecta; Coleoptera; Curculionidae
Product: dorsal root ganglia homeobox protein-like
Exons: 5
Coding region: 65-361 (98 amino acids)
Biological process (GO): regulation of transcription by RNA polymerase II
Molecular function (GO): DNA-binding transcription factor activity, RNA polymerase II-specific; RNA polymerase II transcription regulatory region sequence-specific DNA binding
Source: RefSeq, a predicted model, not a curated record
CCCCAUCGCCAGCAUCACGAUUUUCGGUGACGGUCACAAAAUUGCAGGUGGGGGUGGCAGGGGUAUGUUCUGCUACCACUGCCCAUCUGCUUUGCAUCCUGGAGCUCCACAACCUAGAUUGCCUACGUUAGAAUAUCCAUUUACCCCGACGCACCCCUAUACAAGUUACUCUUAUCAUCCAGCAAUUCACGAUGACACUUUUGUUCGAAGGAAGCAAAGAAGAAAUAGAACUACUUUUACUCUUCAGCAGCUAGAAGAGCUGGAGAGUGCCUUUGCUCAAACCCACUAUCCAGAUGUCUUCACGCGGGAAGAUUUAGCUAUGAAGAUAAAUUUGACAGAAGCUAGAGUUCAGGAGAAGUAG